Molecule: messenger RNA, 2341 nt
Organism: Benincasa hispida (wax gourd)
Lineage: Eukaryota; Viridiplantae; Streptophyta; Magnoliopsida; Cucurbitales; Cucurbitaceae
Product: protein indeterminate-domain 7-like
Cellular component (GO): nucleus
Molecular function (GO): DNA-binding transcription factor activity
Source: RefSeq, a predicted model, not a curated record
CUUCUUCAAUUCUCAUCCAUAUCUCUCUCUCUUCCUUCUUUUUCUCUCUCUAGAAUUUCAAGAACUGGGUUUUGUAUUUUUGGAUUCUUUUUUUUUUUUUUGCUUCCUAGCAAGAUUUUAAAUUUUCUUUUGUAUAUGUUUAAUCAUAUCAAAAAAAAAUUUUAAAAAAAGUUGAGUCUUUGAAUUCUCUCUCUCUCUCUCUCUUAAACAGCAGGCUGCUUGUUUCUUUUGAGCUUUCAAAAAAACUAAAAGUUGUCUCUUUGGUUGGAGCCAAAUCAAAGAUUGAAUGCAGUAAAGAACAUAUAUAUGUUAUAAUCUUCAAAAAAAAAAAAAAAAUUCUUCUUUUUUUUCUUAUUUUGUCUUGAAUUAGAUCUUGGAAACUUUUGUUAAUUACUCAAAAUACAACAAUUGUUUCUUAUUCUUCGUCGUCGUCGUCUUUGUUAGAUCUGUUUUUUGUUGUCUCAUGAAACCAAUAUAAGAGGGGUUUCUUUCUUUUCUUUUCUUUUUUGUUUCUGAAUUUUAUGAAAUUAAGAUGAUGAUGAAAGGUAAUUUUUUGUCUGAACAACAACAACAACAAAUUGUAGUGAUGGAUGAAAAUUUGUCGAAUUUGACUUCUGCAUCUGGUGAAGCUACUGCUAGUGUUUCUUCUGCCAAUAAAACUGAAUUCCCCAAUCAAUAUUUUGCUCCUCAAAGCCAACCACCACCUCCUCCUCCUCCUAAGAAGAAGCGCAACCUUCCUGGAAAUCCCGACCCAGAUGCGGAAGUGAUAGCGUUAUCGCCGAAGACGUUGAUGGCGACGAAUAGAUUCGUGUGUGAGAUAUGCAACAAAGGGUUUCAAAGAGAUCAGAAUCUUCAACUGCACAGAAGAGGGCAUAAUUUACCAUGGAAAUUAAAGCAAAGAACAAACAAAGAGAUAAUAAAGAAGAAGGUAUAUGUAUGUCCAGAAGUGAGUUGUGUACACCAUGAUCCAUCAAGAGCACUUGGUGACUUAACAGGAAUAAAGAAGCACUUCUGCAGAAAGCACGGUGAAAAGAAGUGGAAAUGCGAUAAGUGCUCUAAGAAAUAUGCAGUUCAAUCUGAUUGGAAAGCUCACUCCAAGAUCUGUGGCACAAAGGAGUACAGAUGUGACUGUGGAACUCUUUUUUCAAGAAGAGAUAGUUUCAUUACACAUAGAGCCUUUUGUGAUGCAUUAGCAGAUGAAAGUGCAAGAUCAGCCAUGGCAUUAAACCCUCUUCUCUCUUCUUACAACAGUAACAACAAUAACAAUUCACAAGAAUUCCUUAAUAAUAAUAAUUUCGCUCUGAAACGAGACUUCAACAAUAACAACAACAACAAUUUGAGAGCGGAGAUUCCACCAUGGCUACAACCAUCAGAUCUCCGAGCGGAAAUCCUGAUGGGGAGUGGCCACGAGGAGCAUAAUCAUGAAACCCUAAACCCUAACCCUAACCCGAGUGGACACGGGUGCGGGCCCACAAGUGGUCUUCCUCCUCCGGCAUAUCAAUCUUGUUCUCCUCAUAUCUCAGCCACUGCACUGCUGCAGAAGGCAGCUCAGAUGGGUGCGACCAUGAGUAGUACCACUACCACGAGUGGCUCUAUGCCAAGGCCCCACAAGCUUCUUCACGUGUCUACAGGUAAUUAUGGAGAGAUGGGAUUAUGGUCACGUGAAGUUGAGAUGGGUAGAGGAGGGGGGGCUGUGAGUUGUAGUAGUAGUAGUUGUACUGAUUAUGGGAAUAAAGCUGCUAAUGCUAAUGCUUCUGCUUCUGCUUCUGCAUCAACCACUUUUCUUCAUGAUAUGAUCAAUUCCCUCUCUUCCCCUUCUCCUUCUCAUCCUUUCCUCCAACAUAAUUCCUCCUUCAACGACACCGCCAACGCCGCCGCCGCUUUCUCCGCUAUGCAUCAUCACACCGCCCCCGUCCCCGCCACUACUGCCCCAUCCGCUGUCGGUUCGGGCAGUCGAAGCGACGGUUUAACCAGAGAUUUCUUGGGACUUCGCCCUCUUUCUCAUGGAGAUAUUCUAAGCCUUACUGGUUUUGGAAAUUGCAUUGUUCCUAAUAAUUCCUCCAAUCUUCAGACUCAAAUCCAGAAGCCAUGGCAGGGUUAGAUUCGUAAAUUACCUUUUUUUUUUUUUUGCCUUAUGUAAGUUUUUCUCAAAGAAAUGGGGAAAAUAUGUAUUAAUUGAUCUCAUUAUAAGAGAUGAAGAACAUUUUUAAUUUUCUCAUGUUGUCUUUUUUUUUCUUUUUUUCUUUUUUUUUACGUAAAAUACUUUAUGGAAUGUACUUCAACAUUUUGUAAGCUAAUUAUUAUGAAUUUUCUUUUAUAUGAGAAUAAUAUUUUAAUAUAU